Fusarium mangiferae is the source of this 909-nucleotide messenger RNA. RefSeq lists its product as uncharacterized. Bases 1 to 909 code for a protein of 302 amino acids. The transcript has a single exon. Lineage: Eukaryota; Fungi; Ascomycota; Sordariomycetes; Hypocreales; Nectriaceae. The record is from RefSeq and is a predicted model, not a curated record.
AUGACAUCGCCUUCGCUUCCCGACAGCUAUGCAACCCUCAACCUCCCAGCCCUACAGCUCUUCCAUCAUCCCCCCUCUUCCAAAGAAGUGACACAUGUCAUAGUCAUAAAGCUUCACCGUCCUGAAGCCCGUAAUGCAUUCACCGACACAAUGGCGGCUUCGCUCUCCCAUGCGCUCAACACACUCUCUGUUGAUCCUCGCGUUCGCGCUAUAGUUCUCACUUCGUCGGAUCCCAAGAAUCGCAUGUACUGCGCUGGUAUGGACUUCAAUGAGGAGCAUGCAUUGGGCAAAGACGCUGCUGAUCAUCGCGACUCCGGCGGCAUUGUCACUUUACCCAUGUAUCGUUGCAACAAGCCUGUCAUCGUCGCCAUCAAUGGCUCUGCUGUUGGCGUGGGUAUCACAAUGACCCUCGGCGCCAACAUCCGCGUCGUGAGCCGCGACGCCCAGAUCGGCUUUGUGUUUGGUCGCCGUGGUUUCAGCAUGGAGGCAUGCAGCAGUUUCUUCCUUCCACGCCUCAUCGGAACCAGCCGUGCACUUCACCUCACCACCACUGGCGCUGUCUACCCUGCCACCCACAAGCUCUUUGACGGUCUCUUCAGCGAGAUUGUUGCACCUGAAGAGGUUCUUCCCACAGCGCUCAAGAUCGCGGAUGAGAUAGCGGCCAAUGUAAGUGGUGUUUCCGCGCGGGUAAUGAAGGACAUGAUCUACAGGGGUGCCUCGUCGCCUGAGGAGGCGCAUCUACUUGAGAGCAAGAUAUUUUGGGACUUGUUCACAGGUAAGGAUGCGAAAGAGGGAAUGAAUAGCUUCUUGGAGAAGAGGAAGCCGGAUUUUACGGGGACCAUGGACAAGAACGCGCCCAAGAUCUACCCUUGGUGGACGCCCGUUGAUAUUGCCAGGCCAAAGCUGUAG